Molecule: messenger RNA, 8540 nt
Organism: Carcharodon carcharias (great white shark)
Lineage: Eukaryota; Metazoa; Chordata; Chondrichthyes; Lamniformes; Lamnidae
Gene: daxx
Product: death-domain associated protein
Exons: 6
Coding region: 16-2838 (940 amino acids)
Molecular function (GO): histone binding
Source: RefSeq, a predicted model, not a curated record
UCCCUCCGGGGCUCCAUGGCGCUGCGGCCCGAGCCGGCGGCCGGAGUCGUCAACCUGCUGUCGGACGAGGAAGGCGGCGAGGCCCAGGCCGCGGGCCCUACCGGCCUCCGGGAGAGCCGGCCCCGCCGGGUCAAGCUGCAGCAGCCGCCGCCGCCGCCUCCUCCUCCUGCUCCUCCGCGUCAGCCGCCGCACUCGCCUUUCUCCGGCCUGGCCGAGCUGGCGGACGAGGCCGCCCUGGACGAGCGGAGGGACCGGGACCGCGGCCUCGUCCGCUUCGAGAACAAGAAGCUGUUCAGCGAGUUUGUGGAAUUCUGUGGGUCUUUAACGGAAGAAAACCCGGAGGUGAUAAAUUUCCUGCAGAGAAAGUACAGCAAGGCUUUUCCGGACUAUUUGGCCUCCACAGAGUUCCGCAACGUUCUGGGCCGCUGCCUCACCCGAGUGCAGGGCAAGAAAAGCAAAGUCUUUGUUUACAUCAAUGAGCUCUGUACGGCACUCAAAGCCAACUCUCAAAAAACUAAACUUGCCUUAACCAACAGGGACAACUCCAAGCAGCCGCUGGCUGCAGGGCCUGAGGGUCAGUCUACCCAAGAUGUUAAAGAGCAGAAUGACUGCUCCGAGAGGACUUCUGCCCAGUCCGGGGAUGUCGCCUCUACCUCAGUUACACAGGCCACCGCCAUAGCAACCGCCAAAAAGAAACAUAUUGGCAGCGGGUCACGCCGUCAGAUCCGCUACCUGGAGAAUCUCUUAAAGGUUUACGCCGAUGAAAUCAAGCGGCUUCAGGAGAAGGAGCUGGACCUGAAUGAGUUGCAAGAUGAGGAUUCCUCUUACAUCCAGGAGCACCGACUCAAGAAGAAGAUGGUGAAGAUCUUCGAGAAGCUGUGUGAGCUGAAGAGCUGCUCGAGCCUGACUGGUCGGGUCAUCGAGCAGCGCAUCGCCUUCACCGGCACACGAUACCCCGAAAUCAACCGCAAGAUCGAGAGGUUCAUCAACAAACCGGAUCAUUUCCCUGACUACCAGGACAUCCGGAACAUCAUGCAGAAAGUCAGCGUCAAGCACUCGUUAGGACUCAGCCAGAGGCAGAUCCAGAGCAUGGCACAGGAUGUGUUCCGGGAGGUUGGCAAUCGUCUGCAAGAGAGGCGCCACCUGGACUUGGUGUACAAUUUUGGCAGCCACCUCACUGAUGAUUAUAAGCCAGGUAAGGACCCAGCCAUGACCGACAUCACCUUAGAGAAGCGGCUCAGGUCAAACCGUUCCAUCGCUCUUGGCCGCCUUGAUGAGGUGGUGCGGAAAUAUGCUGAGAUUCAGGACGUUGGUGAAAUAGAAGAGGAAGAAAAGAGGAAGAAGAAGAAGAAACUGCUCCAGUCGGCGGUGACCUCCACCUCUGAGGCCUCCAAAGCGAAUGCUGAGGGGGUCAAGGAGCAGCAAGAGAAGCUUCUAAAGGUGGAUGAAAGUAAAGGGAAAGAACCAGAGGAAGAGGAGAUGGAAGAGGAGGAUGCUCGUGACUCUGAGGAGGAGGAGGAAGAGGAGGAUGACGAGGAGGACUUGUCAUCAGAUCCGGAUAUUGAAGAGGAGCUGUCAAAGAUUGAGGAGGUUGUAGAAGCUGAGGAAGAGCCACAAGAAGAUGAAAAAGCAGAAGGCACUGAUGGGGAAGAGGUGGAUGAGUCUGAAGAGUCUGCUCAGUCUUCGGAUGUUGAGAGUGAGGAGGAUGCAGAAUCGGGUGAAGGCGAGGUGGAAGGAGGAGUGGGAUUGGACGCUGCAGGGGAAGAUGUCAGCUCCAAUAAUGAGAGCAGCCCUGUCUGCACCACACACGAGGGGUCUGAGUGCAACGAUGAAAGUGGGAGCACUGCGCCAGCGAAAGUUGGGGGUGACGAUGGCACUAGUCCCGUAUGCACUGUGGAGGAAGGAGUGGGAUUAAGCAUUGAAGGCAGAGCUGUUCCCGCUGUGGAGGAAGGGAUUGGAUCCAGUAGCGAGAAAGGGGAUGCAGAGGAACGGGUGGGAUCGAGCAGUGAGAACAGGGCUGCUACUCCCAUGGUAGAAGGUGUGGGGUCUGACAACGUGAGGAGCCCUGCCUGUGUCACAGGGGAAGGGGACCAUUCCGACAUCGAGGAUAGCCCUGCCCGCUCUGCCGAGGAAGAAAUUGGGAGUGACGAGGCCAGCCCCCCACCGACUGAUCACGAGGGAAUGAAAGGUGAGCUCGGGGAACAAGCAGUGAGGCGUCCAAAGAGGAAACGAGCAGACUCCAGUGGGCAGAAACUGGAGGCACCAACUGCCAAACCAAACCCUAAAACUGCCUCCGAAGCACUUGAGGAUCUUUCAACAGGGGAGGAAACUAUAACAAACAAUCUGUCUGCACACGAUAAGUGCAAUGCAGAAACAUCCCCCUGUUAUGAGCCAAAAUCUUUGAGCACAGGAGAUGAUUCAAACCUGGACAGAAGGCCUGUUAUCAAGAAGGAGAACUUGGAUAUGCUGGAAACUGAUGGACACAGUCCAGACAUUUAUUUAACUGCAGUAAACGGGGAAAAGAAAGGCUCUGUCGAUCUGGACAGUCCACCAGUUGCAAAGAGAGUUAAGCGAGGGCAAGAUAUGGAGAUGCAGAGCAGUGUAGAAGUAAUCGAACUGAUGGAGUCUGAUGAAGGGAUGGAGGAGCCUCUGAUGGACCAUACGGAGUCUGGGGUUGGAGUCAAGAGUCCGCUCCCUGCUGUCGAUUCAACACGAGCAGAUUCCCCUCUUGUUAGUGUGGUCACCAGCUCGCAACCCAGCCCUGUAAGACACACAAGGGUGAAUGUGGCAACUCAAUGUGACCCAGAAGAAAUCAUUGUCCUGUCGGACUCUGACUGAAGCACUGACAGAUGUUUGGACUCUCCUCGAUUGCAGGGAGUUAAUAUAAAUUGUCAAGGAAACGGGGGAAAGUUUGCACUGAUGCUCUGUGCUGCCUCCUCGCUCGCUCUCUUGUAUAAUUUAAGCAUUGCAAGACGAAAGCUGCAGGCAAACUUGUUUUUUUUUUAAAUUUUUGAGUUGGGCCUCAAUUCAGGCCCAAGGGAGCUCCUGUCUCGAAAUGUCUGGAGCCAGCUCCACUAGCUGGAUGGGUUUUCCACAUCCAACCUCCCCCACACUGAUCAGAUACCCACUUCACUGUUUUUAGGGGUGGAGUGGGGGAGAGAGAUGAAGAAAUUCUGUCCUGCUUCAAGGUGGAAGGUUGUUAUUGAAAUUGAUGUAUAAAUUAAUCUGCCAUCUUUUGUUAGAGGUGCUUUCUACAGAGUGCACUGUGCGAAGUGCAGUUGAUGCAUUUUCUGAUAGUGAAAGAUUAGCAGUACUUUUUUAAAAAUAUAUAUAUCUCUAUAUAUAUAUAUAUAUAUAUAUAUAUAAAAUAAAAAAAAACUUUUUUGUGGACUGAUUGUUCGCAUAAGCCCUUCACACCUGUACUUUCCAAACAGUUCAAAAAUGGAUUCACCAGAAAGCAUUGACUCUGGUAAUUCUCUGGGUUUUGAUGUUAAAAGGUAAUUUCAUAAUUAACUGCACAACUCUUGUGAAAAUUUUCUUCAGUAUUUUUAGUUGCAAUUCCCUUUCCCUCAGUUUCUGAAGUUUGAUUCUGUUCCACAGGCACCUGCUGGGACACAGUUUCCACAGGGUUCCCCUUUUUACCUUCCCCAGGCGUGAACCUCACUGGUGUGUUGGCCCCAUUGUUAUAUAUCAGGCAGGGCUAUCUCUGCCACACACACUGAUCCCUCUUCCAGUUUCCAUCUGCCCAUCAGUCAGUAAGAAAGAAGUGGGGCCUGUACUCUGGUUCCUUCCUACCCUAAGUAUGGGAUCAAAGCUGGGACCAUUAUCUCUCUGACUCCCAUCCACCCUUCAGUUCCCCCAGCGGUGCAGCCAUCAGUGCUUAUUGUGCCUUUUUAAGCAGUUGGUGUGAAUUGGGUGAGGCAUGCAGCUGAUGAAUAUCACGAAUUUGGUUGGGUAAGUGGACAUUUCAUUGCGCGAUAUUAUUGUCCUUUCUCAUAUCCCAGGCUGGGAUUUACAGUUUCUUGUCCUUUAAUUCAAUUUAUUUAGCCUGUCACGUUUUAAAUGCAGAGAGAACUUUCAGUUCUGCACUAAAAGUUUAAAUUACAAAAUAAAAUCCUGGUCAGAACCUGGCCAAAAAACAGUGGAGCUGGUUCACUAAAGUUCACGGGAACUCCUGCCACCUUUCACCUCUUUGGGACGCGCUGUUUGUUCCUGUCCCCCACAAUGGAAAUGAGCUGUGGAGACUCGAUAGCACAUACUCGGACGCAGAGGAAGUCAGAGCUGAGAAGCAAAAGGGUCACCCACGUCAGGAAUGAAUACAUUGAUGUAGCUGAUGCUAAUCCCAGGGAAUCGUGUAUUAUAUGUAUUGUAUACAGAGUUCAGUGAAUUAUUGAACAGCAAUUCUGCCAAUAGCUCUCGGUGAAUUAAUAAAAAAUGUGAGUAUGAAACAUAGGUGGUUUACUCAAUGUCUUGUGAAUAGAAAUGUACUCGCUGCCUUGUUCCCCAGUUAAUCCAUACUGCUUAUGGUAUUGAGUGUUUUUAAGAGGUGAGGGGGGAAACCAAUGAAAUCCUGCUCUGCAGCUCUGAUUUUCUUUUCUUGAGCUUUGUAUUUAAAGACACUAGGAUGCACGUAGAGAGUUGACUUUAGCGGAGCUGAACUGUUGCAUUUUUGACUAACGUCUCCUUUCUCAGUGAUACAAAUCUCUGCACGAGCCACUGACUUAACGGACAGGAACUUUUUGUGUGUGCAGUUAAUAAGGGAAAGUUCCAGGCAGCUGCAUCGCAAACUCAUGACUGGAUUCAGACAGCUCUAGUUUGAAAAGUAGGAAGAUGACUAUUUGCACUGGCGAAGAUGGCUGCUUGAUGCAGCUGUGCAGAAAUGACAAACUCUUGUUGACUCUAAGGGUUAAAUUUCCUCUUAACCAGGGAAAGAAGUGCCUGUAUUUUCUCCACAAUUCAUGACCCAUUGAAGAGCCAGUCUCCAAAACUAGUGCGUGGCCAUUAGAGGCCAAUUAAUUAGUUUCUCGCAAUUUUCAAUUAAGGAUUUAGGUGCAAGUUGACAACACUGAAGCAAGCCAUCUGGUCAUUGGUGUCUGUGUUGGCUUUUUGUAGCAGUCCCACAGACUACUCUCUCCCCGUAGCCCUUUGCACCCUCUGCCACUAUCCCAUAGAAGAUGCAGUGAUUCCUUCCUCAAUCUCCCUCUAAACAUCCUUUGCUCCAGCAGCCCUCCGUAAAGCAGUCUCUCUUGUCCUUGCUUUCAUACCCUUAGUGUGUUUGCUUUAAUAACAAUGUUGCUUGGAAGUAGUGAAUUUAAGCUUGUUACCUAAAGUGCCAGUUGAAGGUUAACUCAAAUGGCCAUUAACCCAAGUAGAAUGGCCUUAAAAUAGGUGUAGACGGCUCCAAGAAACAAGCGCACUGUAGGUUUCGUGCAUUUUGCCAGUCUUUCUGCAAGAAACUUUUUGUCUGUGGUGUGCAGUGAUUAUUCCAAUUCACUGAGCCAUAAACCGCAAGAUGCCUGGCACCCCAAAAGCCCUCUGAAGCAGAAACUGUUUUGAGCACCAGAUUAUUUCCUGACACUCACUGUAGACUCUUGUUUGUGCGCUCUUGGUUCACUCUCACCCACGCAAGUUUCUCCUAAUUUCCCUACUAGAUUUGUUGAUGACUAUCUCCUAUUUAUGGCCCCUAAAUUUGGUCUCCUAUACAAGGAGAAACAUCUUUGCAUCUACUCUAUCAAACCCUUUCAUAAUCUUAAAGACCUGUUUUAAGAUCUGGUCAUCCCUCAUUCACUCUUAUAGAGGAGAGUCAUUCCUCUAUCGUUUUUCUAAUAUGGAGUCUGGAACUAUUCACAGUACUCCAUGUAGUCUAACCAAUCGUUACAAAUUUCACAUUCCUCCUCUGCUUUUCAAUUUACUCCUCUAGAAAUGAACGCUGUGCUUUGUUCUUUUAAAGGCCAUGUCACUGAAAUCCUUCACUGGUCCCGUGCAGCUCAAGGUGAGUGGUGGUUCCUCGCCCUCUCUACAGCUGCUGUCAUUCUUCAAUAAAUAUUUUAGUUGCAAAUCUGUCUGCUUCUCUCCCACCCUGUCUCCCCCCACCCCCACCACAGUGAAUCCCAAACUGCUGAAAAUGCAAAACCUUUCAUUCUGAGCCUUUCCGGGCAACAGCUGUCGUUUAAUUUUUUUUCAUGCUUCUUGACCAUCGUUUGCCAAACUGACUUGCAUCAAUUUUUUUUAAAGUGCGACCUGCCAGAGUUUUUGCUAUUUCCUUGAGGCAGCUGGUCAUGCAGGCACAGUGCUGAUUUGUGAACAGGCAACUGACUGGUUCCUGGGUAAACAGAGAACACAGUGAAUGGUUCAGUCAAGGGCAGUCGAGUUUGGCUACAACUUAGGUUAUCCUUUGUAGCUGGGUAUGGGAGAAGGGCUAUGGGAGUUUCUCUUGCCGCCUUGCCAAGUAGUUGGGCCAGAUUUGAUUUCUGAUUCUGAAUUAGUUUUAUGCUCUGUCUCUUUGCCACAGAGUUUAAGGGGGUGGGGGAUAAUCAGCCAUAAUCCCUACUUUGCUUAUAUAAAGGAGAAAAUGAUGGAAGCACUCAACAGGUCAGACAGCAUCUGUGGAGAGAGGAAAAAUGAGUUAACACAGUAUUGUUCAGAUUGACAUGACUGCCCCUCGGAUGGGUGUAAAUGACCUUAUGACACUAUUCAAAGUGCAAGUGGAGGGGCAAAUGUGGGGAGCUUUCCUCUCUGCCCUGGUCAAUGUAUAUCCAUCAACCAACAUCACAAACAUCUUAACUGGCCAUUUAUCUCAUUAUUUUUCUAUUUGAGGGACCUUGCAAAUUAUCUGGCUUGUUUCUUACAUCGCAAACCAGUGACUACACUUGCCUGAGAAUUGCUUUGGGACAUCCUGAGGUCAGCAAAGGUCAUAUAGCAAAGGAAGACUCUCUUCUGCGGCACAUUCAUACUGUCUAGAGAUCCAGCUCCAUUUAAUAAUGAUUAAAGGGAGAGAUUUAGAAAACACUGCACUAAGUGGUGGGGGCGAUGUCCACGUUGUCUUCUGUGUUUGGUGACAGGCUGUUAAAAUGACAGAUCAUUUUUGGUUAGUUUUAAGCCAGAGAGGGUCUUUUUAUACUGGGGCGGUGCUACAGGGAGGGAUUCCCAUCAAGGGGGACUACUUUGUGGGGAAUGCAGGAACCAUUCUCCGUCCUCCUAUCUGAUCUCAAAGCAAUUUAGGCAGGUAACAAAGUGCUAGCUAAAUGUUCCUUUUUUUUAAAAAAAAAAAAGGACUUUAGUUCUGUUGAAGGGUCAUGAGGACUCGAAACGUCAACUCUUUUCUUCUCCGCCGAUGCUGCCAGACCUGCUGAGUUUUUCCAGGUAAUUCUGUUUGUGUUUUUUGACUAAAACCCCUAGUAAUUUACAUAUAUUUUUAUGUAUAAUGACAGGGUAAGAGUGUGUUUUUAAUAAUGCUAUUUAAAAAUAUUUAAUGAGCUGUAGGCUGGUGAUGACACUCAUGGUUUUAGUGAUUUGAGCCCCCACCCUUCCAUAAAAGCUCUGUCACACAUCACCCAUGUCCUCUGACUCCAUCACUGCAAAUGGUUUUCUACUUGGCCACAAGGUGGUGGUAUCUGUGAGAUGUUGUCUUUCUGACCUCUCUUUCUCUUCUCCCAAAUUCCACACCCCCCCUCUAAAUUGAACUGAAGUCCAGUUGAGUGAGACCCCAGGUGGGCAGCUGUGGUCAGGGUCACCGCUUGUUCUUUGUAUAUUCAGUGUGUUCAUUUUUUUUGAGGGUGCAUAUUAUUUAUCUUUAUACUGUUUAAUUGUCGCUUUCUGUCCUUAGCACUUGCUCUCUUCCUCGCACGUGUACACACUUGUGCGCUAUCCCUUCUCCCUAGAAAUAUUUCUUCCCUGCAUCACAGCUUCUGCCUCUUGUCCCUACCACAUCCCCCACUGUUGUUCGGUUGAUGAGCUGCUACAUGAACAGGUCGGAAUGGCCAUGGAUCAGGGUUAAUUUUAUCUUUCCUGCUGCCCUCUCUUUUAAAAUGAAUUCAUUUAAUGAACUGGUUUCUAAAUGGCAAUAGGACAUGUUAAGUUUUUUGAAUAAAGUACAAUAUUUGAUAGUUUGGAGUAAGUGGGAUACAGCAGGUGCAAAGGAGCAUCCCUAACUAAAUGCAGCCCGCUUCAUGUGAGCCACUCUGAAAGCUGACAAAAGAAACCACUCUGGUGAACUACACAAGUGUGUUCCAUCUGCUCAGAAAAGCAGAGAAACAGAACUGGCCUGGCUGUCCUAUCACAGAGGGGACAGGAAUGCCUUUCUGUGAAACCCAGGCACUUCAAACCUGCUGGUUAGAGGGUGCUGUGUUGGGUUAAGGAGUGUAACGAUGGGGAAACCCUUGGGAAGGGGAGGGGGGGGGCGGUGGGAAUGGAUUAAGUGUUUACCUCAAGUGUGCUGUAUACCUUAAGUUUUUUUAAUUCCAAAGUUAAUUUUCUAUUGAUGUCUUAUGAACAAUUCAAUUGUUGGUUUAGUGUCAUAUUAAAGGUACUUUUUUGAACAA